This is a messenger RNA of Myxocyprinus asiaticus (Chinese sucker), 4326 nucleotides long. RefSeq names its product cysteine/serine-rich nuclear protein 1-like. Gene Ontology annotation, cellular component: nucleus. Gene Ontology annotation, molecular function: DNA-binding transcription factor activity, RNA polymerase II-specific; sequence-specific DNA binding. The coding region runs from base 183 to 1928 and encodes 581 amino acids. The transcript has 5 exons. The record is from RefSeq and is a predicted model, not a curated record. Gene Ontology annotation, biological process: regulation of transcription by RNA polymerase II. NCBI's taxonomy places the organism in Eukaryota, Metazoa, Chordata, Actinopteri, Cypriniformes, Catostomidae.
ACAAGAGGAACAGCUUCAGCUGCUGUAAGCCGAGCGCACAAUAGGCAUACAAACAGAACGAGAUCUCUAUACGGAUAAAAACGCAAUCGUAUCACUUGGAUUAUUAUCGGUUCAUCCUUUACUACAUCGUGAUAUAUUACUAAUGCUGAUCGGAUACAUAUUCGACCACCAACGCUAGCGGCAUGAGCGGGGUUCUCAAGAGGAAGUACGAGGAGGUGGAGGAGGACCCAUGCUACUCUUCGUCCUCCCCCUCCUCUCUCUCCUCCUCUGCCUACUCCGAGUGGGACUCAGAUGGGGAGAGCUGCUACUCGGACACCCUAGAUUCAACCCCCAGCAACCCCAGCUCCCCAGCAACAUCCUUUAACACCACCUCCAUCCUGAAGAAGGCCAAGCGCACACGGCGAGGCAACGUGCAGUUUGACCAGGUUACGGUUUUCUUCUUCCCUCGCUGCCAGGGCUUCACCAGCGUGCCCAGUCGGGGAGGUUGCACCCUGGGCAUGGUGCAGAGGCACAGUGCCAAGCGCUGCUACACUUUGGCUGAGUUUGCUGUAGAACAGCGCCACCUACGGACAGAGAAACUUAAGAACAGAAUGAGGGAAGAGAAACUGGAAGCUCUCAAGCUGAAGCUUACCAAAAAUGGUACCCAAGUGUCUGAAGAGGCUGACAGAUUGACAAUCGAUGACAUCCCUGAGGACGAAAUCAACAUUAGUGGUGUAAACUUGGAUAAUGGUUCCUUUCUGCAUCCCCAUCCUUCUAAAAAAAGGCACACCAUCCUCAAAGCAGCUGGCGUGAAGAAGAUCGAUAAAGAGGAGAAGCGGCAACUGCAUGAACUGCGUUUGUCAAGGGAGGACUGCGGAUGUGACUGCCAGGGCUUCUGCGAGCCAGAAAGUUGCAGCUGCAGUUUGGCUGGGAUCAAGUGUCAGAUGGACCACUCAUCCUUCCCAUGUGGCUGCACUAAAGACAGUUGUGGGAACACGGAGGGCCGUAUCGAGUUCAACUCUAGCCGAGUUCAGACGCACUACAUCCACACCAUCAUGAAGCUAGAGCUAGAGAAACGUCUGGGGGAGCACACGACAGAAAAUGAGACAGCUUCCGAAAAACAGCCAGAUUGCACAGUCCAUCCAGCAGAGGGCAGCACAGUGCCAGAAAGUCCUGCCUUUCACUUUAACUCGGAGCUAGUUGCUGCAGGAGAGAACAGCUGUAGCAGUGACAUGACGGAUUCAUCCAGUUCUUCAGGCCAGAGCGAGGACUCUGAAGUCGUCGAAAGCUCUCAGUGCGAGCAAUCGUCGCUAGAUGUUGACGAAAACGGACUCACAAGAAUUUUAAGCUUUAGCGACACAGACAAUGAGGACUGUUCUGUUAAGAGCAGAGGCAAUGAUGGUUGCAAUGAUAACUGCAACCAUCAGCAAAAAAAGAGUGAGUUGUCAUCUAUGGGGUACGGAAUCUUUAGCACAGCAGAUGUUUCUCCCAGCGACAGUAAGCUUGGCACAUCGCAAACAGACUCUUACACGGACAUAAGUAGCACAGCCAUGUCUGAGCUAUUAGACGAGAACGCUAAUCAAGGAAACGCUCUAUUCCACAGUGGAUCUGUACCCCACACUCCCUCGCCCUCCAUCGAUCACUCAGCUAGUUAUAUGGACCUGAGUCUCUCCUCAGAAUCGGACCUUGAGUUCUUUGAUGGCUUCCCUUGUCUGGGACCAAGCUCGCUCUACAACUCCCUCAAGGAGUAUGAGCAUGUGGACAACUUUUUUCAGUUCCAGUUGCCUAGUUACCCCAGCCUUCCUCAAGUUGCCGACCCAGGCACCUGUCUCCUGGAGUCUCUGAUUGGCUUGUCAGAUUCUGUCCCAGAACCCCCGGCUACUUUCACGGACAAUCAGAUGCUUGAGGAUGCAAUGAAGCUCUCAGUGAUGGAGUCUGUAAAGGUCUAAUGUUGUAUGAUCACUAUAUAGAACAAUUUGGUGAUUUUUAAAUGAAUGCCAUUUUUCUUUACUUUAUGAAUGGAGACAAAAACGGCCCUCCAUCCAAGGCUAUCAAUAUUUGCAUUAUCUGCCUUAAAGAUGCUAGCAAAGCAUUAAGUUAUAACAGUCUUUAUUAACAUUAUUAUUCAUGCCAUCCCAGUGGCAGCUAACAUUUCAGUUCAAAAAAGGUCUGGCAGACUGAUUUUGGAAUAUUUGUACAUAUGGCCAGGAAGGUGAAGAAUUUCUCACCUACAUUGGUGGUAUUAUCAUCAUUUCCCAUUAUUAUUAUUGUUAAGGUUAUUUAAAUGAAUUCAAAAGGGGCACAGAUAGGAGUCUUGAAAUAAUACUGAUUAUGUAUCUCAGGGACUUUUUCUAGCUUUUGAAACUAAUGCAUUUUGACCAUCGCUGUUAUAGAUCUUAUUGGGCUUUUUUCUGAGAAUUUUCACGAAAAACACAAACAGCAUUUUAAAUGACCCCAUUUUUGAGGGGGCUACUGUCUCUGUCGAUUUUGGACUUAAGAUGAAGGGUGGUCUGUACUUUUAUUGCAAAGCUAGAGGAAGACUCCUGUUCCACAAAACGGCUCCUUGGGAUUUUUAAUGGUACACAAAUCCCCCAGAGGCUCCUCAGUUAGCACUUUAUCAGUAAUAAAAAAAUUAACAAAUCAUAGAACAGAUGGGUCAGCUUUGCGUUCACCCUAUUGUCUCUGAGUUAAAGAUUGUUUUUAAGCCAUUUUUGGUGGAAGGUGAAAGCAUUUUUCUUUAAUUUAUUAUACACCACAUAUAUCUCAGUUGUAAAUCAUAUUCAUUAUGUAAAAGCAUAAUAUAACUGUGAUACUUAUUGACCAUUAUUUCUAAUUGCUUUUUAUUUAUUCUUACGGAGUUAUUUAUUUUUUGUUCAUCUCCGAAUGCCAGCUGAAUAUAUCUGAGCCACACUGUGCUCUGGAGAAGUGGAAAUAAUGCAGCUUAUUUCAGCAUUUUUGGGAUCUCUGUUCAUAUUUCCCACCUUAAAUACAUUAUUAACCUGUUUGAAGCACAUAUAUUUGUCCUUUAAUAAUGUUUCAUUUGAAGCUGUGGAGGAAGGGGCACCCACAGCAAAGUAUUUAAUAAUCUAUUCUAUUGCUAUGAAGUAACACUUUGGUUAAAUUAUUUCACAGUUAGCAUUUAAGUGAGAAUUAAUGUUUUCAUUGCUGGGCAAUAAAAAGAAUGGUGUAUUUAAAGGAAAAAAGAAAGAAGAAAAGUUUACUUUGUGCCUGUUAACACGAGGAGCCAUGGUUUCCAGUCUAAUGAAUAAGAUUUUUUUUUAUAGCUGAUGCUGUAUAAUCUACCUAUUGGUUAAAUCAGAAUUAUGGGUCUGUUACGUGACCGACUGAGAUGUUGCCUACGAUAAUAAUUAACAUUUUGUAACUAUGUAGAUUUGAGAAAUUCUAAUCUGUAUCACUGACAAAUUAUUUUAUUAAAAAAUGAAAUCCACAAUGUUCUUCAAAUAUAUAAAAAAAAAACUUUGUAAUAUAUUAAUAUACCGUAGCCAAAUCUAUUCUUGAAAUGGUCAUUCUGGCCAGGUAUGUGCAUAGUAAAAAUGCAGACACAGAAAUAUCCUAUUUUGGAUGCCUGUAAUAUAACUACCUAAACGAAUAUACCAAGUUAAAUUUGAUUGUACUCAAAAUGGUUGGGCAGACACAACUGUCAACAUAAAUGGUGGGUAUAAAUUAGUAGUUUCAGAAAUGUUCUGUGGAUAAAUCCUGCAUAUAUUAUGCAACGUAUCACAUUAUGCAAAGAAAAUUCGUUUUGCCCAAUGUCCACUUCAAAAUGAAGACAGUUAAGGGUUGUAUGUUUCUGUAUGAGCUUAGAGGAACUGAGUCGGAGACAAUGUACAUAUCUGACCAUCCACGCAUCAGCUGUUGGCGCAGCCUUGUUUUACCUGUAAGGAGUAUUUGCAUGACCAGUUAAUACAUUUGUCUCAGUACUACAUGCGUUUAGAAAGAAGAAAUGUAUUUGCUUUUUUUUUUUUUUUUUGCCUUCAUGUGAUGUUCUUAACUGGUUAGGAUUCAUUUCCAUGGCAAAGUGGGCACGGCUUCAUUCAUUCAAGUCCAUCUUAUUCCAUUGUGAAGAUAUGUCACCUCAUCACAAUGAAAUGGAAAUUAUUGGUAUUUAUUAGUCAUGAUUGAUGUAUGUUUUGAUCUACAAUGCUUUUCAAAGUAUUUCUUACUUCUGACUUUUUGUUGUAUAUAUUUUCUGCUUAAACUAAAGACAAAUCCAAGCAGUUAUUAUAUUAUAUAUUUUCACGCUAAACCAUUUCAAGCUGUUCAUUUCAUUCAAGUCAUUUGACAAUAGUUUGUCCCUUCAAAAUAAAAGUCCAGCUCUUUCUUAAA